This is a messenger RNA of Musa acuminata AAA Group (dessert banana), 1881 nucleotides long. RefSeq names its product sodium/calcium exchanger NCL1. Gene Ontology annotation, biological process: intracellular calcium ion homeostasis; calcium ion transmembrane transport. The record is from RefSeq and is a predicted model, not a curated record. The coding region runs from base 28 to 1794 and encodes 588 amino acids. NCBI's taxonomy places the organism in Eukaryota, Viridiplantae, Streptophyta, Magnoliopsida, Zingiberales, Musaceae. Gene Ontology annotation, molecular function: calcium:proton antiporter activity; calcium ion binding. The transcript is spliced from 7 exons. Gene Ontology annotation, cellular component: membrane.
UCAGUUCGCCUUGACCUUUUUGGGCUGAUGGCGCACCGGCACCGACCUGUCGACUUCCCUCCUCUCCUCCUUGCCUUCGUCUUCUCCCUCCUCGUCCUUCUCCUCUCCGGCCGAUGCGUCGACGGCCGCGCGAUUUCGCCGCCGUCCGAUGGGGACGCGAUGGAGCUGCCGGCCUCCGAUGGGAUCUCCGGCUACGCCGCUGCUGGGUACAAGCACAGCCCCUUACUCGUCCUCCCCCGCGGGAGCGCUGCGGAGGCGUGUGAGCCCUCGUACGGGUUCCUCCCCUGCACCACCACGGUGGCGGGGAACCUGUUCCUCGUGCUGGUGUACGGGUUCUUGAUGUAUAAGGCGGCGACGUGCCUCUCGGCCGGGAGCGAGAUGCUGCUUGAGAUCUUGGGCCCUGGGAUCGUGGGGGGCCUCUUCCUCCCGAUUCUUGGGGCUCUCCCCGACGCCUUGCUCAUUCUUGUUUCUGGUCUGUCUGGGAGCAAAGAAGUUGCACAGAAUCAGGUCUUGAUUGGAAUGGGUUUGCUUGCUGGAUCAACUGUUAUGCUUAUAACAUUGCUUUGGGGUUCUUGUGUUGUUGUUGGAAAAUGUGAUCUUUUAGAGAAUUCAACUUCGGUAGAUUCACAAGAUACAAAUGGUUUCAGUCUAUUUGCAUCCGGGAUUACAACUGAUUCACAAACAAGCCAUGCUGCAAAGAUCAUGGUUAUAUCUAUCAUUCCAUUUAUCAUUGUGCAACUGCCAAGAGUUUUCAAGUUUCUUUCUGGACGUGUAGCAGUCUUGAUUGCUCUCAUUGUUGCAAUUGCACUCUUGGUGUCUUAUUGCUUGUAUCAGGUCCUUCAGCCAUGGAUUCACAGGAGAAAACUGGAAUUUGCGGAGCAUAUGCUUAUGAUAUUAGGAAUUCUAGGACAUCCUCAGACGGCAGCCCUAGGACGGCUUAUGGAUGAUGAUGGAAGACCUAAUAAACCUGUCAUUGAAAAGCUGUUUCAUAAAAUAGAUCAGGAUAAAAAUCAAUUAAUAUCACCUUCAGAGUUAAGAGCAUUUAUCAUAGGGCUUAAGAUCCAUGAGGUAAAUUUGGAUAACGAUGUUGUCGUAGACAAAAUAAUGAAAGAAUUUGAUACAUCACAUGAUGGCAACAUUCAAGAAGAGGAGUUUAUUAAGGGCAUCUCAAAAUGGAUUACUAAGGUUAAUCAUCGUUCUUCUGCAUCUCACUCAAACGACAUUGUUGAUUAUUACAUGGAAGCAAGGGAGCAACACAAUAUGCUUAUUGAUCAGAUUGAUGAGGCUGCAGUAGAAAAUAUCAAAAAUCCAGCAUCAACCUGCGUUACAUCAAUCCUGCUUUUGAUUCUCGGAACUUCCAUCGCUGCUGUUUUUGCUGACCCUCUUGUGGAUUCUGUUGAUAAUUUCUCAAUUGCUACAAAGAUACCUUCCUUUUUCAUAUCUUUCAUUGCAAUGCCAUUGGCUACCAACUCUAGUGAAGCUGUAUCAGCAAUUAUUUUUGCCAGCCGAAAGACGCAAAGAACUGCCUCACUAACUUUUUCCGAGAUAUAUGGUGGGGUGACGAUGAACAACACCCUAUGCUUGGCCGUCUUCUUGGCUCUUGUUUACGUGAGACACUUGACAUGGGACUUCUCGGCCGAAGUGCUGGUCAUUCUCAUAGUAUGCGUUGUGAUGGGCAUCUUCACGAGCCUCCGCACCACAUUCCCACUUUGGACUUGCUUUGUUGCGUUCUUGCUGUAUCCGCUCGCUCUGGUUCUUGUUUAUGUGCUGGACUUCAUCUUGGGAUGGUCAUAGAUCAAUUACCCUGGUGGUGGAGCACCAGAUGUUUCAUUUUGUACUAAAAUCUUGUUUUAAGAAAAAAAAUACUCUUUCUGGUGAGAA